Messenger RNA from Micromonas pusilla CCMP1545, 1031 nucleotides. RefSeq lists its product as uncharacterized. Bases 333 to 935 code for a protein of 200 amino acids. The record is from RefSeq and is a predicted model, not a curated record. Gene Ontology annotation, molecular function: nuclear import signal receptor activity. The transcript has a single exon. Gene Ontology annotation, cellular component: nucleus; cytosol. NCBI's taxonomy places the organism in Eukaryota, Viridiplantae, Chlorophyta, Mamiellophyceae, Mamiellales, Mamiellaceae. Gene Ontology annotation, biological process: protein import into nucleus.
CUCGCGCACUUGUGCCGGGGCCACGAACGUCCGCACGCCCGCGGUUCGGGCGGCGCGCGUUCCCUCGGCACUCUCCCGCGCGACCUACGCCAUCCCCUUCACCCCGCGCCGCGUCGCGCGGCGCCGCGGUCUCGACGCGCGCCGCGUUUCGUUUCGUCCCGUGAAUUCAUUCACUCCUCGACAAGGCACCCAUUCGCCGUCACCGCAGCAGCGCGAACGGACGGGGACGCACGAAGCGCCCGAAAGCGGACGAGCCGCGGGGACGCUCUCGAGCGCGGCGCGAGGACGACGAGGACGACGAGGACGAGCGCCUCGCGGGAGAUAACAACUCCAUGGCGCUCGUCCCGUCGUCGGCCCCCGCGUCGCCGCUCUUCGGCGUCGCCUUCGUGCGAAAGUCGUUCGUUAUCCCGUCCGACGCGUUCGCGCGCGCGGACGCGACGCACUGGACGCUCGACCUGCGGAGGUACGUGCCCCCCGGGGUGCCGUACGGCGACGUCCGCGACGUGUGCCUGUUCAUCCCGGACGGGAACGUCCUCGACGCGCACAGCGCGCUCGCGCUGUACGUCCAGGCGGGGACGAGCGCGUGGGAGUACCGAGGCUGCGUCAGCAACGUCUCGCCGUCCGAGGUGUUUCCGCUGCAGUGGCCGCAGCUCGCGGACGGGUCGCUGCCGGAGUGCGCGCAGAUCGGAGUCUCGAUCGAGCCGUUGGCCGAGGUCGCGGGGAAGGAGCAGAUCGUGUUGGGGUCGAAGGAGGAGUUCGCGCGGCGGGUCGCGAUGGAUUUGUUCCGGUACAUGGAGUCGUUUCAAGCCGCGACGCAGGUGAGCCAGGAGCACAUGGUGGUUCCGAUGAACGUGCUCGAUCGGUGGUUCAACAAGUUCCAGACGAAAUUUCGGUUAGACCCGAACUUCCUGACGCGGCAGAAGGAGCAGAGUUGAGCGUCGCGUCGUUCGUUCUUCGUACACGCACUAGCUAGCAGUAGCAAACACGCAGGCGCGAGGCGUCCACGAUACAGGUACAACAAUUCUUGAGAA